AUGAGCCUUGUUUUUAGACGCAAUGCCUCGUUUUUCGGGAAUUUGGGUGAAAGUAUCACCAAAAUAGUUCCUAAACCGCAUAAGUUUUUCAAAAUCACCAAACCGUUUGGUUUCGAACAGCCACCGAUCCAUUCUAAAGACAUACCCAAAAAACCAUGGCUCACAAAGGAAAACAUCAACGUGCCCAAACGGAUCUGGGACUUCUAUUUCGACGGAAUAACAAGACGAACAAGAGUCAACAACAUCCAGAAAGAGCUCGCAUAUGGUGGAAUGUACGAUUUCCACGUGUACAUGCGAACCAAGGGACGGCUGUUUGAAGCACCAAUUUCUUACUUCAAGAAGGAGAAGUCGCUGUUUUUCCCAAACUUUAAGGUCCGCACGUUCAAAGACAACACCGUGGACAUUAUGGACGUUCUAAAAAAGGCAAACGUCACCUUGUUGAAGGUGUACUCGACAGAUUCCGGUAAAGACAUGUUGGCUGACUACUUCAAGAUCCCAAACUCGGACGACCAAUACCUCUCGAAAACGGGAAUUCAACAGUUCCACAAAAGUUUCCCCAAAUCGCAGAUCGUCGAACUUGUUCUCAGCGAGAAAUGGUCCACGCAUUUUGUUCACACCUUCGUCACUCCUAAUAAGAUCAAAGCCGAUCUGCCAGAGUCUCAGUAUGACAAAUAUCUGGUUGCGCUUCGAGAGUCCGUUCUGCCCCGUAACGACCGCGAAAAACUUCUCAUGACAAAUACCUACGCCGGAUUCGUGUACCUGAUCGACGACUCGUACCGGAUCCGUUGGGCAGGCUGUGGAUUGCCCGAAGAAAAAGAAGUGCAAAGUCUCUGGAAGGCUCUUAAAGGUCUGGAGAAAGAAGCAGGCCGCAAACUCGUCAAGUCAAGAUAA
Messenger RNA from Ogataea philodendri, 891 nucleotides. RefSeq lists its product as uncharacterized. Gene Ontology annotation, biological process: mitochondrial proton-transporting ATP synthase complex assembly. The transcript has a single exon. Gene Ontology annotation, cellular component: mitochondrial inner membrane. NCBI's taxonomy places the organism in Eukaryota, Fungi, Ascomycota, Pichiomycetes, Pichiales, Pichiaceae. The coding region runs from base 1 to 891 and encodes 296 amino acids. The record is from RefSeq and is a predicted model, not a curated record.